GCAGGGUAUCCGGAUAUCCUUCUUGCGGUGGCGAUGACCGACAAGAUCGGCGGCGACUUUGCCUUUGACGCGACCGCCCACGGCAAUGAGCUUCAGGUGACACAGGACGACGCAGGCUCCACCGUCGCAUGCGUGGCCGCCAGCGACGGCCGCUGCCACAUGGCAGUCGCGGCAACGCCGUUCGGACCGGUGUGGGCCGUCCAUUUCGAGAUUCUUGCAAGCCACGAGGGUAUUGCGAUCGGAGUUGUCAGUGGCCAAAUCCGCAAAGGCGUCGGGCUCGGCAAGGUCCGCGACUGCGACGGCCAUGGCUGGGGCUUGGCCUCCAACGGCGACUUGUGGCAUGCCGGCGACGUUGUCGCGACACACAUGGCCUUUGAGGCCCACGAUAUCUUGAGUGUUGCGCUGGACCUAAAUAGCAGUGGGCCAGCCGGGCCUGGCACGCUCGUCUUCUACCGCCACCGGCACUACGCAGAGACGAUCAUCGUUCAAGCGUUCUCCGGGGUCCGCGCCUACUACGAGAGAGCUUGCGACGCACUCUACCCUGCGGUGCAUCUGCAGCACGCCGGCGAAGCAGUGCGCUCAAUUGUCGGCGCCGAUAUCGUUCUACCACCGGUGCAUGAGCUCCACGGUGUACACGACGUGCGCAUCAAGAUACCCAGCGCUGUGACGCGAGCGUCCUUGCCGCAUCUUUGGAAUGCGUCCCGCGCCGUCGAUCAGCACGACACGCUUAUUUCGCUGCUACCGUCCCUUCUCGAGCUCCUGCCGACCGCGGACGACGAUGGUUUCGACCACGUGCUCGCCGUGCUCUGCAACCUCCUUCACCGCACGUCAACUCCGCCUUUGCUUCCGUCGCCCAGCAUCACAGCUCUCUACGACCGCAUUCCUCAACAGACAUCGUCGACGACCUUGCCGUGGGUGCUUUUGGCGCUCGAACCGCAGCAUCCGCCCUCGAUCCACGUCGUUCCAAGUCUAUGGACCGCCUUGGCGUCGGCGCUGUCGCCGUAUGCGCAGCAAGCGUACGUCGCGCUGCUCCUUCGCCUUGCUCUACGACUCUCGAUCGACGAGAUGAUGCUGCCGCAAGAGCUGCACCCACCGGUGUACCCACAUCUACAGGCCGCAUGGGUCUGGCUCGUGCACCGGGUUGCGUCCGUCGCCCCUACAGACGCGCCACUCGUACGCGCGUUUCGCACCUUUGACCCCAGCUGGCUGCAAGCGGCGCUGCUCGCCGAGACAGCGCGGCUGCCUCACGUCGCGGUACGGACGGCCUUGGCGGCCAUUCAGCGCCAGGCGUGCGACGACCUCCAGAGGGUCGGGCAAUGCGAUGUCGAGUCGCCCGUGCCGCCCGCUCGUCCCUACACACCCGCCAGAGCCAUGUGGCUCGAGUGCACGGAGCUGCUCUACUGCCGAGACGCCCGCGGCCUCGUCGCUUCUUAUGCUCGAGCGAUGGCGGAGCUUCGCAGUGUGCUUUUAUUCCAACGACGACUCCUCGACGAAGUUGCUAGCAGGCGGCGGCAGUGGGUGCUCCCCAACGACGAGACGCCGGUCGUGUACGCCGAAGCCCCGAUCAUAGCGAGACUCUUGCACGCGGCGCCGCGGCUGCUCGUGCCCAUUCUAGAACACGCAGGGUACCUCGGCGCCGCACCGCACCGUCCGAAAGCCCAUGUGCAAAGCAUGGCACAUGUGCUGGUUUGCUCGCUCCUCCGCCAGCAUGCGCUUCCCAACGCCGUCGCAGACCUUGUCACUCGCAGCGGCAGCGACUCGAUUCUGAGCCGCGCGCUGCUCGACGCCUUCCUCGCGACGGUCGACAUGACCUUUUGGCGCUACGAGCUUCGGCCCAUUAUCAACUGGUUCCUCACGACUGCGCAUGCGGGCACUGACGACGAUGACGUUUUGCUCGAGUACGUUGCGUGCAGCCUUGCGUUGCGCAUGGCCAAGGCACUGGAGCAGGACAACUGCCCAGCGGGUGUGCGCGCGCUCCUCGUCGCGCUCUCGACAUCUGACGCGGUCGUCAACGUCGUUCUUCAAUGGGUGCAGCUGUGGAUCGACGCCCCCGAAUGGUGGUGUCGCCCGACAGAGUACACGCCAGUGCAAACCGCGCGGGCCCAGUCGCUUCUCUCCCACGUCGUCACAUCGGGGCACCUUCGCUUGGCGCUGCUGGACGCCGAUCUUCCGUCGCAUCUUCUUGUGGCCACCCGCAGCGACGAUGCGAGUGUCGGCGACCAAGAGGAAGCGCUGACAUUUUGCGCACUGUACGGCGUCGAGAUUGUCCAGCUCCUCAAUGCAGCCACGAGUGCCCUCAUGACAUGGGUGCCAACGACGCAAGUCGACACGGCGCGGCGUGAGGAGCUUCAGCGCCUCUUGCAGUCGCCCAUGGACGAUGGCCCGAGCAUUGAAGUCAUUGUGAGCGCCAACCCGCUCAUGAUGACGCUGGUGGCAUCACAGUCCGUGCCCCUCGUGUUGCCGCGCUUCUCACGGCCAAUCGAAGCCAUGCUCACCAAGGUACUCGCGCUGCUUCAAUCGCCAGCAUGGACGACGCUGGUCACAGCCACGAUCAGCACGCUACCGUCGUCGUCGCCAGCGUCGCUGCUCUGGGAAAAGUUGCUCGCUGUCUGUCCGGACGGAGCGUUGCGCGGUCACCUCUGCGACUUAAUUGACACGAGCCGACUCGCCGACACGAGCAUCGACGCGUUCGUGCGUGGGCUGCAUGCGGUGGCGACGUUCCAGGCGUCGCAGCGGACCUAUAUGGCGUCGGCGACCGUGGCGGCAUCGGUCGUCACGGCGCAGCUUCGACCGGCGAACGACGUGCUUUCGGUCCGGCUCUGGGAAAGCCGAUUUUAUCACUUUGUGCGCCUCCCGAUGAUCGAGGCCAUUGCGCGUGAGGCGCGCGCGACGCUCAAAGCCACGGAGCUCGCCGUAUGCCAUUGCCGCUUCGGUCUCAACACGCUCUCGCAGUGCCACGGCUGCGAAAUCAAGUGGAGCUCGUUCGAGACGAGCGUCGCCGGCAGCUGGCUCCACGUCCAGCUCCAGCUGUCGCAUAGCUUGAACGCUGCGUUUCGUGUGCUACUGACGUCCCACCAAACCCUUGUCAAGUACUUUGUCCCGGAUGCUCUGGCCACUGAUUCGUCGACAACGCACCCGACGACGUCGGUGUUUUCGCUGGUUCAGAUGGCGCCGCGGCAUUUGCCACCGAUGGCCGCUGCCGGGUGGCACGACCACGUGCUUCUCGACCGACUGCACGCAGCAGAGUCGCCGACGUGGCGCGACUGCCUCUUCCUCGCGGCACUCCUCCCGUCGCGACCGCUCUUGUGUCCGAGCGUCGUCCAGGACGCUGCGCUCUACGAUCAACUCGUCUUGCUCGAACGCCUCGUGCCGAGCGACGUCGGCUUGGUCGACGAUGCGGUGGCCGUGCGCUAUUGGACGCUGCAGUUGCAACGCGCGACAAUGCCGACGCUCUUGCCCGAAACGGCGCGGCGGCGACUGCGAGCCUUUGUCCGGCACGUGCCCCCGCAUCUGCUGGCGUUCUGCGUGGCCAAAGCUCGGCCCCGAAGUCUCUUUUCGGUCGUCCGUAACUGCUACAUUUGGGUGACGCUGCACGCGUCAAGUGUGUCGUUUGCAUCAUUCCUUGCCACCGAGGGGUGGCACCCGUUGUUGCUCGCGGGGCUCCGGACGUUCAGCGAAAAGGGCGGCGAGUGGGCCGUGCGCAUGCACGAGCGGCUUCAGCGCCACACGCUGGCUCGGUCGCUCCUCGACGAGACGUUGCGCGUCUGCCCCCUGCAGCGGCUCUGCGCGGUGCUGGACAUUAGCGCGGCGUUCGAGGACCGCCUCGUGCUUGCUGACCAAGGACAUGUGGCGGUGCAGAGUGCGCUACUGAGCGCACCGGUGCCAUGGCUCGAGCUCGUGCUGCAUUGCGAAGGCGACCCGAUGCUGGUGCAGCAUCUGCUCGACGGCGACGUUGCAGCACUGCGCGACACUGAGCUCCGUCAGCUCUUGCGCGUGGUGCCAACGAUAGGCGGUCGCUUUCUCUGGCUGCUGGUUAAACCGCUCGUCAUGGAGCUUGUCCGACGCGAGAGCAGCGUCGCGCCUGGGAUACGAUGCGUGCUGCGUCAUCUGACCUGUAUCGAGCGUCUCGGGUAUGCCUCCGGCUUUGAUGUCGCGACGACCGACGACGAGACCCUCUCGGGCGACUUGCAGCGUCUCCAGAUCAAGCACGACGCAACGUCCUACACCGACCACUAGCCUGACCGAACAACCAAGGGUUAGGGACUCGAACUAGUAUUCUAAACAACACGAGUGCCCACAGGAUACUUGAAGUUUAGAUA
This is a messenger RNA of Saprolegnia diclina VS20, 4319 nucleotides long. RefSeq lists its product as hypothetical. The transcript has 6 exons. Bases 34 to 4236 code for a protein of 1400 amino acids. The record is from RefSeq and is a predicted model, not a curated record. Lineage: Eukaryota; Oomycota; Saprolegniomycetes; Saprolegniales; Saprolegniaceae.